AUGGGAUCACAAUUAUUUAAAAAAGGAGUAGAUAAACUAUAACCACCAACCAAAACAUUCUUCGAAUUUGAACUUAAUAACAUCGAUGGUUAGAAAACCCAACUUUCUCAAUUUUAAGGAAAAAAAGCUUACAUUUGUGUAAAUGUUGCCUGUUCAUGUGGAUUAACAUCCUCAAACUACAGCGAACUUGUAGAACUCUAUAAAUCAUACAGUGCCUAAGGUUUAGAGAUUUUAGGAUUUCCUUGUAAUCAAUUUAUGGGUUAGGAAUCUUAACCAGAACCUGAGAUAAAGGAGUUCGUUAUAUCCAAAUAUGGAGUUUCAUUUCCAUUAUUUUAAAAAAUUGAAGUUAAUGGUUAAAACACUCAUGAGAUUUACAGAUAUUUAAGAUUAAACAGCACUCUAAAAGUUAACUCUAAUGAAGCAAAGGAAGUGCCAUGGAAUUUUGGAAAAUUCCUACUUAACUCAUAGGGUCAAGUGGUGAAAUUUUAUCAUCCAGAUAUCAAACCAAAAGAAAUGUUAUAAGAAAUUGAGAAAUUGUUAAAUCAAUGA
Messenger RNA from Paramecium tetraurelia, 549 nucleotides. RefSeq lists its product as uncharacterized. NCBI's taxonomy places the organism in Eukaryota, Ciliophora, Oligohymenophorea, Peniculida, Parameciidae. The transcript is spliced from 3 exons. The record is from RefSeq and is a predicted model, not a curated record. Gene Ontology annotation, biological process: response to oxidative stress. Gene Ontology annotation, molecular function: glutathione peroxidase activity.